Chanos chanos (milkfish) is the source of this 1410-nucleotide messenger RNA. RefSeq names its product tripartite motif containing 35-13 (gene trim35-13). Gene Ontology annotation, molecular function: zinc ion binding; protein binding. NCBI's taxonomy places the organism in Eukaryota, Metazoa, Chordata, Actinopteri, Gonorynchiformes, Chanidae. The record is from RefSeq and is a predicted model, not a curated record. Bases 7 to 1410 code for a protein of 467 amino acids. The transcript has 6 exons.
GGGGCAAUGGCAACCAUGCAGUCUCUUCGUGAAGAUGAUCUCUCCUGUCCCAUCUGUGGAAACAUUUUUCGCCAGCCCGUGGUUCUAUUCUGCAGACACAGAUUCUGUAAACCUUGCUUGGAAAAUAUCUGGAAGGGUGUCAGUCAGUCUUGUGAGUGUCCUUUGUGCUGCCAGCCAUCCUCGAUGGGAGAGCUCAUCAUCAAUACCAAGCUUGAGAAGACCUGUGAAGGUUUUCUGAAUGAGCGGAGAAAAAAUGAUCCUCUUGCAUGCAGUGAACAUGGCGAAACACUGACCCUUUUUUGUUUAGAAGACCUACAGCCCGCGUGCAUCGCAUGCAAAUCAUCUCCAACUCAUAAAGGUCACAGAUUGUACUCCUUGGAAGACGCUGCACAAGACUGUAAGGAAGAACUCAAGACUGCCUUACAGCCAUUGCAGGAGAAGCUGAAGGCAUUCAGAAAGGAAAAACUCACAUGUGAUGACACAGCAGAACAUAUUAAGAACCAGGCAGACAACACAGAAAGACAGAUAAGAGAGGAAUUUGAGGCACUUCAUCAAUUCCUGCGAGAAGAGGAAGCCACCAGACUCACUCUGCUGGAGAUGGAAAAGGAUCAUAAAAAUGAAAUAAUAAAGGAAAAGAUCACAAACCUAGAAAAUGAGAUAACAUCUUUAACUAACACAAUCAGAAUGGUUGAACAGGAGAUGAGAUCUCAGGACAUCCCAUUUCUCAAGAACUACAAAGACACUAUAAAGAGAACUUGGCGCAUACCAGCGGAGCCAGAGAUGGUUUCAGGGGCCCUGAUUGAUGUAGCCAAUCACCUGGGCUCUCUGAAGUUUCAUGUCUGGGAAAAAAUGAGGAACAUUAUUCAGUACACACCUGUUGUUAUAGACCCAAACACAGCAGCAAGCUGUUUCUUACUGUCAGAGGAUCUGACAGUUGUGCAGUGCUGUUCUCAGACCUUCAAGGUCCCAGACAACCCAGAGCGCUUUGACGUCAGUGCAGAAAUGCUGGGCUCUGAGGGCUUCACGUCUGGGAAGCACAGCUGGGAGGUGGAAGUCAAAGACAACACGUACUGGGUCAUUGGAGUAGCCAGCGAGUCCAUCAACAGAAAGGGCAAACAUGUGCUGACCCCGGCUGAGGGAUUCUGGACCAUUAGACUGCGAAACGGGGAGUACAAAGCCUGCUCCGCACCGUGGUCGUCACUUACGAUGAGUAAGGAACCGACGAUAGUAAGAAUAGUCCUGGACGUGGACAGGUCCAAGGUCACCUUCUAUGACCCCAGAGAGAGGACACCUCUCUACACUUUCACCGAUGUCAUUAGUCCGAAAUUAUACCCUUACUUCUGCAGCGCAUGUAAGGAGCACCCUCUCAAGAUACUUCCAAUGACACUGUCCGUCUCUGUGGAUCGCUAA